AUGGAAUCAAAACGAGCACCACGAAUUUUAACGCACGAUGAGGUUGCUGAAAUUCAAGAGGCCUUUUGCUUAUUUGAUCGUGCUGGUGAGGGUUACAUUGAAAUGCCCCGUGUUAAAGAGUUGAUGCUUAAGCUUACACCAGGUUUAACUGAGGAGUUAUAUCUUCGUGUUGUGUCAGAAGCGAAACUGGAGAAUAGAGAUACAAUAAAUUUUCCUCAGUUUUUUCUUAUUAUAUCUACAAUACCUACAGUAUUGCCUCAUAAUGAUAAUUAUGGUGUCGAUCAAAUGGCAGAUGUCUUUGCAAUGUAUGACCCUAAUCGUACUGGACAUAUUGAAUUGAACCGUUUUCUACAAAUUAUGUUGGAAGAAGGUGAACCCCUUUCACAAGCAGAGGGAAAGGAACUUAUGUUACAUUUACAACGAUUUGGUUGCUUGCGCAAGGGUAAUGUAAGCUACCAUAAGUUUAUAUCCAAAAUAGUUAAGUGUAAUUCUUCAGGUAUGUUUUCUCGUAGUCUUUAA
Trypanosoma theileri is the source of this 519-nucleotide messenger RNA. RefSeq names its product ATP-binding protein cassette, sub-family E, member 1. The record is from RefSeq and is a predicted model, not a curated record. Lineage: Eukaryota; Euglenozoa; Kinetoplastea; Trypanosomatida; Trypanosomatidae. Gene Ontology annotation, molecular function: calcium ion binding. Bases 1 to 519 code for a protein of 172 amino acids. Gene Ontology annotation, cellular component: myosin II complex. The transcript has a single exon.